AUGAGUACGCUGGUGGACGAGAAGGGGCACGCGGCAAUUCGAGAAGCCGGAGGAAACACGCUCGAGAAGACCGGAAGAUGGUUAACUCGUGUCAAAAUGUUAUUUGCAGAAGACCCAAAAUACACAAAGGGUUUCAAAUUUGACCAUGUCUGGAAUAUUCUCAAAGACAUUGAAAAAUUUGGUACUGACACUAUGAAUACUGCAUCGAUGAAAUCGCGACAACAAAAUGAUAAUGUUGAUUCAUCUGAACAACAAUUCUUCGAGGAGGCAUUUCAUACACAUUCAUAUCCUUGUGUGUCUGUUUUUGAUCUUAAUAUCACUGAUUUAGAUAGCGGUGCUACUUUUAAUAAACGACCUCCAGGGGUGAAAAAAAGUAAAAUGAAGAAAAAGAAUGAUGAACAAAUUGCAAAGGUAAUUAAUAUUAAUGCUCAACUUGUUGAGACAAUGAAUGCAAGUACUGCUGUUACUGCAAAAAUGGCAGAUACUAUGCUUUACAAGGAAUAA
Zingiber officinale is the source of this 504-nucleotide messenger RNA. RefSeq lists its product as uncharacterized. The record is from RefSeq and is a predicted model, not a curated record. The transcript has 2 exons. The coding region runs from base 1 to 504 and encodes 167 amino acids. Lineage: Eukaryota; Viridiplantae; Streptophyta; Magnoliopsida; Zingiberales; Zingiberaceae.